AGUAUAAUCGUAAACCUCGCGAUGUUCAGUGAGUCUUGACGUUGUGAACAAUGUUGCGAUCGGUUUACCCGAUUUUCUGUUUAGUAUUAGUGGUAGCCGAACCGAACUCAACAACCUCUAAGCAUGGAUUUAUCAGGACCAAGAGACAAGGCAGCCCAGAUGAGAGGAGCUGUCUUCUCCCACAGCCAAUGGUCAAUGGCAGAUACUCGCCCAAUAUCAAGAGAUGUCCUCCCCACGUCUCCAACGCCGCUUGCAAGAUAGUCCCCGGGACCCCAGUACCCUCGGGGUGGGAUCUCUACUACGGAUGCGAUGAUGGGUUCGUCCUCAACUCUACUGAUACUGUGUCCUUCUGUACGGAUGGGAACUGGUCUCCGUCCCUGCCAGAGUGUAUAGCUGGAUUGCCUUGUUUACCAUUGAAGUCUCAGUACCUCAACAUCAAGUGUUCGUUCCAAGACAAGGUAGUGUCUUGUGACCAGUCUAUGAAGCCAGGAACGAUAGCGUCACCAGAGUGCAAGAGCAACUACAAGCCUGCCUACCAGGUACCAUACUCUUACAUUACCUGCCUCAACGCUGGAUAUUGGGACUACCCUUUGUUCUACUGCACUCCAGAAAAGCUAUGCCCCCCACUGAAGGCGCCGAACAAUAUUAAGGUUCAGUACAUCUAUCAAGACAAAGUCGUCAGAGACGAUCAGUUGAAGCCCGGUACCAUCGCAAUCCCCAGAUGCAAACACAACUACAGACCUGCUUACGACCCGGGGUACACCAACUUGACUUGUCUAAACAGUGGCUCAUGGGACCAACAGCUGUUCUAUUGCACUGCAGUGUGUGGUGCGUCGAACGAGGUCGGCCAACUGACUCCGCUGAUCGUGGAUGGAGUGCAGGCCAAUGUCGGUGCGUUCCCUUGGCACGCAGGUCUCUAUUAUCGUGAUGUAGACGAAGGGAGAGAGAUAUGGGACCAACGAUGUGGUGGUAGUUUGAUAAACGACCAGUUUGUGUUAACAGCGGCUCAUUGCGUGGCAAGCAUUCAAAAUAUGGCCGAUCUACGAGUGGCUUUGGGCAAAUAUUUCAGGUCAUGGGAUAUCCAUGAGCACACUGAAGAAAAACGCAAUGUUUCUAUGAUAUUAUUUCCUCGAGAAUUCAGCAAGAAAAUUUUUAUUUUCGACAUUGCGCUUUUGAUGCUGGAUGUGAAAAUUAAACCAGGAGAAUUCAUUAUGCCAGUCUGUCAUGGAUUUUUAGAUGGUUCAAACUACAUAAAAGACAAGAAUUUGUUUGUUGUAGGUUGGGGAAAGAAGGAGAACAAGAUGAGUAGUGAAACCCUUCUGUACAACGAUGUUACUCCGGUCCCGUCUUACGAGUGCAAUCAGCGAGCUCCUUCUGUUUUCCCAAUGUUCGACAAGUUCUGUGCUAUCAAAAACAGUUCAGAGUUCUCAAUUAAUCAACCAGGCGAUAGUGGUGGGGGAGUUACGGCUGUCUACGAAGGACUUCACUAUCUCUUUGGCUUGGUCAGCUUAAAAUUUGAAAAGACAACAUACUUCUCCAAUAUCACAUGGCCCUUUAACAUGAUAUGGAUGGAAGGCGAAGUAAAAAAGCAUCACCCAAGCUUUACGUGGGUUGAACAUGAAUUUUUAGACAAUCCUGAUCAACCAAGGCCUAAAAGUUGCAUGCUGCCGACAGAUUCUGACAACAGGAAGUUUUGUUCCUUGGCAGAACAUUGCGACAACUGUGACGCAAGAUGCAUUAUUCCGGCGGGAUCACAGGCUACUAGAGUCAGAGUCGUCUGCAACCCAGGCUACAGUCUGAGAGGAGCUGUUGGUGACGUGUACAGUGGAGGAGACGUCGCUACAUGUCUGUCAAGAGGCUCCUGGUACCCUCGCAUACCGGAGUGUAUAAAGUUGACUGGGAAGAAAUACAUUGCAGGCGAUCCACGGAGUUACAAUAAACAGGGCAAAUGGGACCACAAUAAUAUCACUUACAAGGUGGUAAAGUAUCCCUCUAAUUUUCCAAGGGAUGAGACUGACAAAGCAUUCAGAGAUGCGUUUAACGUCUGGGCAAGACACACACCCUUGACAUUUACUCGUGUAAGAAGGGGACCUGCCGACAUAGAAAUCAGGUUUCAAGGUCAGGGCCGAUAUGGAGCCAAUGGUGAAAUUGCAUUUGAAGGACCAGGUGGACUGUUGUCGGCGACCCACCCCCCAGCGAUGGGAGGCGAUAUGUAUUUUGAUGACGAUGAACAUUGGACAUCCAAUUCUCCUACAGGGGUUAACCUUUUCACAUCGGCAGCUCAUGAAAUUGGAGUCGCUCUGGGUCUCGAUCACUCAUCAGUCAAGGGAGCUGUCAUGUAUCCCGUAUUACAAGACUACCGACCAGAUUUGGACCUGCACAGGGACGAUAUCAGAAGCAUCCAGAGACUCUACCCGAGAAAAGAAGAAAAAAGAUAGGCUUUAGCUCAUUACCUACAAAAUACGAAGCGGCAGAAUUUUAUCAACACCAAUGUAUUAUUUUUUUAGCUAAUACCAAAUAAAUAAGUCAAUCAUGUUUGUUAAUUGCUUAUGGAUUUAUUUUCUCAAUAACCACAUCUCCAAAAUGUGAGUUGUAUAAAACCGAGCAAUAAAUGUACUGAAUUACGAAAUUAACUGCUACAUUUAGUCAAAUAACUAAUUUAUACACCAACAACUCAGACCUACUGUUAUAAAGUCAAAAGCAAUCCAAAA
This is a messenger RNA of Macrosteles quadrilineatus (aster leafhopper), 2711 nucleotides long. RefSeq lists its product as uncharacterized. The record is from RefSeq and is a predicted model, not a curated record. The transcript is spliced from 17 exons. Bases 51 to 2438 code for a protein of 795 amino acids. Gene Ontology annotation, molecular function: zinc ion binding; metalloendopeptidase activity; serine-type endopeptidase activity. Gene Ontology annotation, biological process: extracellular matrix organization; proteolysis; collagen catabolic process. Lineage: Eukaryota; Metazoa; Arthropoda; Insecta; Hemiptera; Cicadellidae. Gene Ontology annotation, cellular component: extracellular matrix.